GCUGUGCGGGGAGGGAGCCGCGUCCCGCUGAUAGCACCGCUGGUGCGCCGCGGGAAGGAACUUUUGGGGUGAUUUUUUUUUUUUAAUUUUUUUUUUUUUUUUUUUUUCCCCUUUCCUACUGCGGACUGUGUUUUCAUAGAGCGAUUCCCAACCUACCCCGGGCCGCCGGGCACAGGCCGAGCAUGGAGAAGUACGAGGACAUGGCACUGAAGGCCACCAAGUUCAUGGAGGACCUGUCCCUCUACGAGCCCUGCCCGGACGCUCCCUAUGGCCGGGGUGGUCGCCGGGACCUAACGCUACACGCCGAUCUGGAGGAGACCAAGCGGGUCAUCGCCGCCCACAUGACGGCGGAGCAGCGGGGCCGGAAGAUGAACGGCACCGCCGCGCCGCCGCCGCCCGCCGAAGCCUUCUCCGCCGCCGCCCCCUGCGGCAAAGCCGCCCCGCUCCGCGCCGCCAACGGGCGCCCCACCGCCGAGCCGCCGUGCUGCGAGGAGGGGCUGUGCACCCGCUCCGAGGUGGCGCUGCCCUGCUACAGCGGCUUCCCCGACAAGGGCAAGCGCUACUCGGCCGAGGGCUACCGCUACGCCGCGGGCAGCGCCUACGAGAGCGGCUACGUGGCCAAGGGCGGCGGGCGGGCUCCCGGCGGCCCGGACGCCAAGUACGGCAACGCCAGCCCCCGGGCCAGCCUGGCCGCCCCGCCGGGUCCGGGCCCCGGCGCCGAGCACGGCAAGUUCUCCAGCCCGCGCUCCAGCCUGGGCGGUGCGGCCGCGCCGCCCUACGAGAAGUUCUCCAGUCCCCGCUCCAGCUUGGUGGUGCCCGGCCAGGAGAAGUACGGCAGCCCCCGCGGCAGCCUGGUGCAGUACGACGGGGCCGCUCUCAGCCCUCGCUCCAGCUACGCCAGCACGGCCAGCGACACCAGCAAGCACUCCAGCCCCCGCGCCAGCCUCACUAGCUACGACGGCGGCAGCAAACCUAGCAGCAACCGCACCAGCGGCAUCAGCAUGGGCUAUGACCAGCGGCACGCCAGCCCCCGCUCCAGCACCGCCAGCCAGUACUCGUGCACCACCAGCCCGCGCUCCAGCUACUCGGACUCCAGGUACGGGCCGCCGGGCGGCGUCGAGCUGGACGGGACGACUGCCGCCGGGCUCGCCGUGGCCAGCCCCCGCUCCAGCCUCUGCAGUCCCGAGGGCCGCGGCGGGCCGGGCGCCGCCGUGGUUAGCCCCCGCUCCAGCAUCUCCAGCCAGAGCUCGCGGAGUUCCCGCGGCUCCAUGAGCGCUUACCCCGAGCUGCAGCUGCCCUCGCCCCGCUCCUCCUUGCUUGGUCCCGGCCCGCAGGAGGACUGCGCCGCGCCCGAGCUGGGGGACGUCUACCGCAAGGUCCGUGCCCAGUCUCCGCAGCGGCACGACCCGCAGCACCCGGCCGCUGCGCCCGACGCCGCGCCCCCCUACGCUUACAGUCCCACCAAGGGCUCCGCUUCGGCGCCCAAGUUCAAGCUGCCGUAUCAGGUGACGCCGUGCCGGGACAGCGGCCCCAGCCAGGCGGAGAGGCGGCUGGAGGCACUGACACUGGAGCUGGAGAAGGAGCUGGAGAUGCACAUGAAGAAGGAGUACUUCGGUAUUUGUAUAAAAUGUGGAAAAGGUGUGUAUGGAGCGAGCCAGGCUUGCCAAGCAAUGGGUAACCUCUAUCAUACCAACUGCUUCACGUGUUGCUCUUGUGGGAGAAGACUACGAGGAAAAGCAUUCUACAAUGUCAAUGGCAAGGUGUACUGUGAAGAAGACUUCCUAUAUUCGGGUUUCCAGCAAACAGCAGAUAAGUGCUUUGUUUGUGGACACCUCAUAAUGGAAAUGAUCUUACAGGCCCUUGGAAAGUCAUACCACCCUGGCUGCUUCCGCUGCGUGGUAUGUAAUGAGUGUUUGGAUGGAGUCCCCUUCACUGUAGAUGUGGAGAACAAUAUUUACUGUGUCAAAGACUACCAUACGGUUUUUGCACCAAAAUGCGCUUCCUGUAACCAGCCGAUUCUACCAGCACAGGGAUCUGAAGAAACCAUCAGAGUAGUGUCAAUGGACAAAGAUUACCAUGUGGAAUGUUAUCACUGUGAGGAUUGUGGCUUGCAGCUCAAUGAUGAGGAAGGCCAUCGUUGUUACCCAUUAGAGGGCCACUUGCUCUGUCACAGCUGUCAUAUCAGGCGCCUCAAUAUUAAGUUGCCAUCGCAUCCCCCGCCAAGCUAUCCAAUGCACGUCACGGAACUCUGAAAGACAUUUCCAUUGCCAGUAAGCCGUUUAAAAGAGAAGACAAAUUUAAAAGUGACUUUCCUGUUCCUUUAAAGAUAUUCCAGUAAUAACCUUCUAAACCAUCUAUUUAUUUUUUAAAUCAGAGGGAAGGGCUUCUUUCUAAUCUUGUAUAUAUGCAUUCUUUUAUUUAGACGUUUUCACUGAGGCACCGUCUACUUGAACAAAUAACGCGCCAUCAAGUCAUAACUGUAAGUGGCAGCAUUUUUAAAAACAGUGGUACAAAGGGCUGUUCUGCACUCCUUGCUCACGUUUCUUCAGUGGAGGUUUUGGCCAAGUAAGGAGUACAGAAUAAAUUUCCAAAAUUUAGCACCUUUAUCACAUUGCAGCAGGCAUGGUAAGAUAAAUGCCAGCAUUUUCACUAGUUUCCUUGAAAUCUGGUCUUAGAGAAUACAAGUCUCACAUUUUAAAAACCGUACGUUCCCAGAAUUAGUGAAUGGGAAGCAAACGAGUGUCUUCAGCAAUGACAGCUUUCGGCAUGGCUUAGAUAAUGGCAUUCUGUGAAGACAUAUCAGGACAACUUUUCAACCUACGUGUUCCACAGUGAUCUAAGGACUAACUUUGUUAAAGAAGAAUGUCAAGGGUCUCAUAAAAAACACGUUACAGAAGAAUAUAUCCAAAAGAACAGUGCAUGCAGGGUUGUAAAAUUGAAGGAAGGUACUGAGCUCUGUAAUUGCUUGUUAUGUACAAGUGUAGCCGUAGCUUCAAAACGCAUUCACAUGACAUUGAUGAUUUGGCACUUAGUAAGCAAUUCAUCUUUAAAUUUUUUUGUUUGUUUAAUAGAGUUAGCAGCCCCUUUCUAUGCAAAGGUAAACCUUACACUACCUGUUUUAUGCAGGCUACUAUUUGUUCAUUUGUUACCAACUGCUUUAAGAUUGUAUGUUGAGACAUUAUUAAAAUGGAGGGGCUGCGGUUUUUGUA
Molecule: messenger RNA, 3209 nt
Organism: Lagopus leucura (white-tailed ptarmigan)
Lineage: Eukaryota; Metazoa; Chordata; Aves; Galliformes; Phasianidae
Gene: WTIP
Product: WT1 interacting protein
Exons: 8
Coding region: 183-2252 (689 amino acids)
Biological process (GO): regulation of DNA-templated transcription; negative regulation of hippo signaling; positive regulation of miRNA-mediated gene silencing
Cellular component (GO): nucleus; P-body; adherens junction
Molecular function (GO): transcription corepressor activity
Source: RefSeq, a predicted model, not a curated record